Molecule: messenger RNA, 699 nt
Organism: Spirometra erinaceieuropaei
Lineage: Eukaryota; Metazoa; Platyhelminthes; Cestoda; Diphyllobothriidea; Diphyllobothriidae
Source: the annotation of a GenBank genome assembly
AUGAGACCUAAGACCCCCCUGCCACGCGGCGAAACAACGAACGUCAUUUAUCGGAUCCAGUGCAGUUCCUGUGAUAUGAACUAUAUUGGAGAGACCGGCAAACGACUGCACACCCGUGUUGCAGAGCACAUGAGGGCAGUUAGGCGGAUGGACCCGUUGUCUCUAGUGGCAGAGCACUGCGCAAACUCUGGACACACGUUCGUCUUCCAGAAUGCUGAAAUCCUGGGCCGGGGAAACGACCGCAUCACGAGGGAAACGAUCGAGGCCUGGCACACUGGCGCGAACUCCAUCAACCGCAGCGUAGCGCUUCCUGAGGCUUACCAGGCCCUCCGGACUCAGCUUAGUGAACAGAAGAGCAGAGUCAGGCUGCGACAAGACAGAAACCCAAGUACGGCCGAGUCCAUGGGGGCCACACGCGCAGCGGUACUUCAACCCGAAUCUGACGAAGGUGCGAUCGUCACUACAGCCGCGUCGUCCACUUAUCUGGCAGGUGUGAGGACGAACGAUCGCAGUAACGCCAACGGACCCGAUGAAGGUGCUAUCAUCACUGCCACUCAUGCGGCAGGUGAGAACACAAGUGACGGCAGGGUGACAAAGAAGAUUGCCAGCCUAGGACGAGAGCUAAGGUCAAUGCAAACACGUGCGAUGACAGCUAAGCGUCCAAACGACAGCCCCCGAAUAGACGCAAACCCGUUGUAA